AUGAAUUCUAUGGACAGGCACAUCCAGCAGACCAAUGACCGCCUGCAGUGCAUCAAGCAGCACUUACAGAACCCUGCCAACUUCCACAAUGCCGCCACGGAGCUGCUGGACUGGUGUGGAGACCCACGCGCCUUCCAGCGGCCCUUCGAGCAGAGCCUGAUGGGCUGUUUGACGGUGGUCAGUCGGGUGGCAGCUCAGCAAGGGUUCGACCUGGACCUCGGCUACAGACUGCUGGCUGUGUGUGCCGCGAACCGGGACAAGUUCACUCCGAAGUCUGCCGCCCUGCUGUCCUCCUGGUGCGAGGAGCUCGGCCGCCUGCUGCUGCUGCGACACCAGAAGAGCCGCCAGAGCGACCCCCCCGGGAAACUCCCCAUGCAGCCCCCCCUCAACUCCAUGAGCUCCAUGAAACCCACCCUGUCGCACAGUGAUGGGUCGUUCCCCUAUGACCCUGUCCCCUGGCAGCAGAACACCAACCAGCCUCCCGGCUCCCUCUCUGUGGUCACCACGGUGUGGGGCGUAACCAACACGUCCCAGAGCCAGGUCCUCGGGAACCCUAUGGCCAAUGCCAACAACCCCAUGAAUCCAGGCGGCAACCCCAUGGCGUCGGGCAUGACCACCAGCAACCCCGGCCUCAACUCCCCCCAGUUCGCUGGGCAGCAGCAGCAGUUCUCGGCCAAGGCGGGCCCCGCACAGCCCUACAUCCAGCAGGGCAUGUACGGCCGGCCCAACUACCCUGGCAGCGGGGGCUUCGGGGCCAGUUACCCCGGGGGUCCUAACGCCCCCGCAAGCAUGGGCAUCCCUCCGCACACCAGGCCACCCGCUGACUUCAGUCAGCCGGCCGCCGCUGCCGCUGCAGCUGCCGUGGCGGCAGCAGCAGCCACGGCCACAGCCACUGCCACUGCCACUGUGGCAGCCUUGCAGGAGACGCAGAAUAAGGAUAUAAACCAAUAUGGACCGGUCUGUUCCUCUUUCCAGAUGGGUCCCACCCAGGCGUAUAACAGCCAAUUCAUGAACCAGCCCGGGCCACGGGGGCCUGCCUCCAUGGGGGGCAGCAUGAACCCUGCGAGCAUGGCGGCUGGCAUGACACCCUCCGGGAUGAGCGGCCCCCCCAUGGGCAUGAACCAGCCCCGGCCACCCGGCAUCAGCCCCUUUGGCACACAUGGGCAGCGGAUGCCCCAGCAGACCUACCCGGGCCCCCGGCCCCAGUCCCUUCCCAUUCAGAGCAUAAAGAGGCCAUACCCAGGAGAGCCCAACUAUGGAAACCAGCAAUACGGACCAAACAGCCAGUUCCCCACACAGCCAGGCCAGUACCCCACCCCCAACCCCCCGCGGCCGCUCACCUCGCCCAACUACCCCGGGCAGAGGAUGCCCAGCCAGCCGAGCACCGGGCAGUACCCGCCCCCCACCGUCAACAUGGGGCAGUAUUACAAGCCGGAGCAGUUUAAUGGACAGAACAACACCUUCUCUGGAAGCAGCUACAGUAACUACAGCCAAGGGAACGUCAGCAGGCCUCCCAGGCCAGUUCCUGUGGCAAAUUACCCCCACUCACCUGUUCCCGGGAACCCCACACCCCCCAUGACCCCUGGGAGCAGCAUCCCCCCGUACCUGUCCCCCAGCCAAGAUGUUAAGCCACCCUUCCCGCCUGACAUCAAGCCAAAUAUGAGUGCUCUGCCACCACCCCCAGCCACCCACAACGACGAGCUGCGGCUCACGUUCCCUGUGCGGGACGGCGUGGUGCUGGAGCCCUUCCGCCUGGAGCACAACCUGGCCGUCAGCAACCAUGUCUUUCACCUGCGGCCCACCGUCCACCAGACGCUGAUGUGGAGGUCUGACCUGGAGCUGCAGUUCAAGUGCUACCACCACGAGGACCGGCAGAUGAACACCAACUGGCCAGCCUCGGUGCAGGUCAGCGUGAACGCCACACCCCUCACCAUCGAGCGCGGCGACAACAAGACCUCCCACAAGCCCCUGCACCUCAAGCACGUGUGCCAGCCGGGCCGCAACACCAUCCAGAUCACCGUCACGGCCUGCUGCUGUUCCCACCUGUUCGUGCUGCAGCUGGUGCACCGGCCGUCCGUGCGCUCCGUGCUGCAAGGCCUCCUGAAGAAGCGCCUCCUGCCCGCGGAGCACUGCAUCACCAAGAUCAAGCGGAAUUUCAGCAGCGUGGCAGCCUCAUCCGGCAACACCACCCUCAAUGGGGAAGAUGGCGUGGAGCAGACGGCCAUCAAAGUGUCUCUGAAGUGCCCCAUCACAUUCCGGCGCAUCCAGCUGCCUGCUCGAGGUCAUGAUUGCAAGCACGUCCAGUGCUUUGACCUGGAGUCAUACCUGCAGCUGAAUUGUGAGAGAGGGACCUGGCGGUGUCCUGUGUGCAAUAAAACUGCUCUGCUGGAAGGCCUGGAGGUGGAUCAGUACAUGUGGGGCAUCCUGAACGCCAUCCAACACUCCGAGUUUGAAGAGGUCACCAUCGACCCCACGUGCAGCUGGCGGCCAGUGCCCAUCAAGUCGGACCUGCACAUUAAGGAUGACCCCGACGGCAUCCCCUCCAAGCGGUUCAAGACCAUGAGCCCCAGCCAGAUGAUCAUGCCCAAUGUGAUGGAGAUGAUCGCAGCCCUGGGCCCUGGCCCGUCCCCCUAUCCACUCCCGCCUCCGCCCGGGGCCAACAACUCCAACGACUACAGCAACCAAGGCAACAACUACCAGGGCCACGGCAACUUCGACUUCCCCCAUGGGAACCCUGGAGGGACGUCCAUGAAUGACUUCAUGCACGGCCCCCCCCAGCUCUCCCACCCGCCGGACAUGCCCAACAACAUGGCUGCCCUGGAGAAGCCCCUCAGCCACCCCAUGCAGGAGACUAUGCCACACGCUGGCAGUUCUGACCAGCCCCAUCCCUCCAUACAACAAGGUUUGCACGUCCCACACCCCAGCAGCCAGUCAGGGCCUCCAUUACAUCACAGUGGGGCUCCUCCUCCUCCUUCCCAGCCUCCCCGGCAACCGCCACAGGCCGCUCCCAGCAACCAUCCACACAGCGACCUGACCUUUAACCCCUCCUCAGCCUUAGAGGGUCAGGCCGGAGCGCAGGGAGCAUCCGACAUGCCGGAGCCUUCGCUGGAUCUCCUGCCAGAACUCACAAACCCCGACGAGCUCCUCUCGUACCUGGACCCCCCGGACCUGCCGAGCAAUAGUAACGACGACCUCCUGUCCCUCUUUGAGAACAACUGA
This is a messenger RNA of Pipistrellus nathusii (Nathusius's pipistrelle), 3219 nucleotides long. NCBI's taxonomy places the organism in Eukaryota, Metazoa, Chordata, Mammalia, Chiroptera, Vespertilionidae. The record is from the annotation of a GenBank genome assembly.